GCGUAGAUAUCGCUUCAGUUAUAAGUAAAUGCCUUUUAAGUCCCAGCGUUGGAGCGGUUCGCACAGUCUAGUCCGCGCCUUACAACUGCGUGCGCGCAUCUUUUGUGAAUUUUCAAUUUCAAUUUGGCAAGAAAAUGCCCAGCCCAGCGUACAGCGUAGAUCUGUAUCUCGGUGACGUGUCCGCCGAGGUGCAAGAAUACGCACGAGAGCACUGCGGGGAGGACCCCGACACUAGGCUCAAGGCCAUCUCCGAGCUGAGAGACAUCGUCUACGAACGGGGUGAAUGUACGCCGCACCGAAUGGACGAUGAAUUCCUGAUCAAAUUCCUUCGUGCCCGAAAAUUCAUACCUCAGCGCGCGCACAGGCUGAUGGUGAACUACUACGAGUUCCGGGAAGAGAACCCGCAGCUGUGCUCGGACGUAUUCCCGCUGGACCUGCGCGCCGUGGGCGACAGCAGCAUCCUGGCCGUACCGCCCUACCUCGCGCAGGACGGCCGCCGCGUCAUGAUCUACAGGAUCGGCUGCUGGAACCCGAACACCAUUCCAACAGAUGACCUCUUCAAGGCGACGCUCAUUGCCAUGGAGCUGGGCAUGAUGGAGCCGGCGAGUCAGAUCUUAGGCGCGCACGCGAUCUUCGACCUGGAGGACAUUGGUCUCCACCACGCGUGGCAGGUCACGCCCGCCAUCGCGUCUAAGAUCGUCAAGCUGUUGGGGUCCUGUUUUCCUGCAAAUACCCACGCCAUCCACGUCAUAAACCACACAUGGGUAUUCGACAAAAUAUAUAACAUCUUCAAGCCGCUCCUCAACUCGGAAAUGCGGUCCAGGAUACAUUUCCACGGGUACGACGUGAAAUCCCUACAUAAACAUAUCCACCCCGACCAUUUGCCAGAGAGAUAUGGCGGCAUUUGGCCCGACUAUUCCUACACGAUAUGGUUGGACUCACUGAAGAAAAACUACAAAGUCGCUAAAGAGAUGAUCAGUUGCGGCUACAAGUUUCGCGAAGAAGAGUUAUGCCCCGAAGUUGUUAGACAGCUAAAAGAUGAAGGGGUAAAGUUGUCGUGAAAUUAGGCCGACGAUAUCUAGCAUAACAUUGGAAGGACUCGGGAGUUCGGCGCCCCGGGCUGUUGGCGAACAAGACAAAUUAAACCUUGGCUUGGAUACAACCUCCACUAAUAUAAUCAUAAUAAUUUUUAAAGGAAAAUAAACAGGCUUUCAGUAAUUUUCCUUGGCAAAUGUUCAUGUUAAAAGAUAGGUACUCAAGGCCAUUCGGAACUAGGUCGUAAAAACAUUAAGAAAUUGCUUUUCUGGUAGAGCACUCUCUAUGUCGGUGUAUCAUUUAAAUGUAAUUUUUAAACCGAGUACUUUUGUAUGUCUUUCUGCUUUUUCAAAGAUACUAAACUUAACAUCUCGAUGCUGAUGUGCAAUAAUGGGUUAUCCCACAUGAAUUUUGCAAUAAAAUGUAAACUUUAAUCGUCAAAUUUUUGAGUUGACAUCUUAAUGCAUGCACAUUAUUGCGUAUCAGUAUCCUUCUAUAGUUUAUAAUGUCUAUAAGUACAUUUAUACUCGUACAUAUUAUGUUAAAUCAGUUAUUACCCGGGCUCCUAAGCCGGCAUAGUGGUAUUGCCGCCGCGGCGCGCGUUGGAAUUUGUGUACUCUAGUACAAUAGUUUACUUAUAACAACCCUUCUGCUUGGCCUUGCUGCAGCUAGAAAAGACUGACAUUUCAAUAGUCGCAUAUCAAAUGUGCCUACGUAGGUAUAAUAUAAUGAUUAAAAAUACCGCCAUUACGUUAAUUGUGUGUGACAUGACACAAAUUUUUUCAGCAUUACAUUAGUUUUUUUGAAUGCCAGUGAAUUUAAUUUUUUUGUGUUUGUUAUUCGUGUAUGUUGGUUAGGUUUAAUUUAUAAAAUAUGUGAAAGGCAUCCGUAACAUGGCACGGGUGCACAGAGCGGAAACGCGCGCGGGUGUAAAAUUGUCAGGUUCAUUUUUUUUAACAUACUCGUACACUCGAUUUUCUCGUGUGGUUCGCUUGUUGGUUGUCCGUACUUGUAUUGUUGCGACUAAGACCCGCGAAGUCUGAUUGAUUUCUUUUAGAUGUCUUAAAGAUAACAUAACAGUAUAAUAAAAAUAUCAGUACCUAUAAAUUGAGCUGAAUAGCAUUGUUGUGUUGAUGGGGGUGUCCAAUUCGCCGCAGCCGCCCCGACUGUUUUUCGUUAACCCGCUAAAGUGCACACGCGUGAUGUUAAGAGAUUAAUUUAUAAUAUAAAUAUUAGCUACUAAGCGUUUCUUAGCCGAUAAUGAGUUAUCACAACAUUUGAUAUGUGAUGUGGUUAGUGUAGUGCAAUAUACUUGACGUUUAGGUUUAAUGUUACGUAUGAAUGGGACCAAGUCAAGGACCAACCAUGAGUCAAGUUAACCAACCAUGAGUAACGGUCUCAUGGUCCAUGACAUAGUAGGUACAUUGGUAGAAUGAGAAGGUAUUUGUUGUUAAAUUAAAUUUAGAGUAGGUACUUGUAAUUAUGAUACAUUUUGACAAACUAUGUAAAAAAAUCUUAGUAGGUAUUUUAAUUUAGACUAAGAUGAUUUUUCUUUCUAUAUCUAGGCGUAUUUAGAUCAUAUUGCUAAAGAAAUCGUCAAGAAUCUGUGAUAUAAAGUGCGUUUUGUUCUUACAUCUUAGUUAUAUCUUAUCUUAUAAUAACUGUUCAGGAUUUGUGUAAAUUUCCUUUGUGUUGACAAGUUCAUAACACAAAGGUCGGUAAUCAGUAAGUCCCAGCAAUUUUUAUUUCAUUGGAACUAUAGUAUAAUUUUAGUUUUUUUUAGGGUUUGUAGAUGUAAAUUCGACAGAUAACUAAUUAGUUAUGUUAGUUUUACGGCAUUAUGUAAUUUUUCAUUUGUGUAAUUUAUAUGCUGAAUUUAUUAUACACACGGUUUUUUUGGUUUCCGUUAAAUUUGACACAUUGUUAGGUUCGUUAUCAGGAACCAUCCUGUAUAUCACUUUCAGUUUAAUUCACAAAAAAAAAUAUCGUUUUCAUACAUAGUAAAUUAAUUAAUCAGUGUGAGAGACCCUUAAGGAUAACAUUCAAGUUAGUGUCAAGUGACUGACGGCACAUGUCAAAAUAAAUAACAUUAGGAAGUGGUAAAGGCAGCCACACACAUGUUUUUAAUAACUCGGUAACCGGUAAUAGUUAAGAUGCUAGUUUGAUAGGGAAAUUAAUUGUAUUUGAUCUAAUGAACCUUCCCUUAAAGUUAACGGAAUUCAAUAAAAACACGGUGUAAAUAACCAACAAGCUAGCUUAAGUUAUAUGUUAAUGAUACUGAUGACAAUACAACAUUCCACUGAAAUUUC
Molecule: messenger RNA, 3344 nt
Organism: Leguminivora glycinivorella
Lineage: Eukaryota; Metazoa; Arthropoda; Insecta; Lepidoptera; Tortricidae
Product: alpha-tocopherol transfer protein-like
Exons: 6
Coding region: 135-1061 (308 amino acids)
Cellular component (GO): membrane
Molecular function (GO): phosphatidylinositol bisphosphate binding
Source: RefSeq, a predicted model, not a curated record